AUGAAGAAUCAAAAAAACUUUGAUUUCUUCAGAAAGAAGAAUGAUGAAUCAACAAGUGAUUUAAAUGGGCCAAAUAACAUAUUUCCUUGUAUUUCAGAACCAGCAUCUACUAAAAGACCAAGACUUGAAAAUGAGACUCUUAAUGAACCGCUUUCGAAUUCGAGUAACAAUUUGCAAUAUGUUUCUGAUCCUGGAAUUCGCAUCCCAAUUUUACAACAUCCCAUUGAACUUCAAGAUGAGGGUCAUGAUGAAUCAAUUGCCUCUAAAAACCGUGGAAAUUAUUUGGAAUUGGUAGCUUUGUUGGGAAGAAUGAAUCCAGAAAUUGGUAGUACUUUGGAAAAAGCAUCUAAAAAUGCAAAGUACACAUCACCAGAAAUUCAAAGAGAGAUUUUGAAAAUUAUUGCUGAUAUUGUGAGGGAUAAAAUUCGUGCAGAAAUUGGAGAAGCCAAGUUUUGUAUCCUCGUUGAUGAAGCAAUUGAUGAGUCAAGUAAAGAACAAAUGGCUAUCAUUUUAAGAUAUGUUGAUCGGGAUGGGUUCAUUAGAGAACGAUUUUUUGAAGUUGUUCACGUUGAAAAUACAAGUGCAUUAACUUUGAAAAAAGAGAUAUGCAAUGUAUUCAACCAAUACAAUCUGUUAACUGAAAAUCUAAGGGGGCAAGGCUAUGAUGGCGCAAGUAAUAUGCGUGGGGAAUGGAAUGGACUCCAGACUUUAUUUCUUAAAGAUUCUCCACAUGCUUAUUAUAUUCAUUGUUUUGCUCAUAGACUACAACUUGCUUUAGUUGCAGUUUCUAAAGAAGUGCAUGAUGUUUGGCAUUUCUUUUCAACAUUAACUUCGGCUAUUAAUUUUGUUGGUUCAUCUGCUAAACGUCAGUUUCAAUUGAAAUCUAUCCAAAAAGCUGAAAUUAAUGAUUUGAUAAAAUUGGGAGAAAUUGACAUUGGUAUUGGAUCUAAUCAAGAUUGUUCUUUGGUACGAGCUGGAGCUACUCGUUGGAGUUCACAUUUCAACUCUGUUAGGAGAUUCAUUAGUUUGUUUGGUUCAGUGAGUACACUUUUUCAAGAUCUUGUCGACAAAGGUCCCAAUAGUAACAUUCGAGGAGAGGCUAAAGGUUUGUACUUGGAUAUAAAAUCAUUUGACUUUGUAUUUGUAUUAUUUCUAAUGCAUGAAGUUUUGGGAAUAUCAGAUAAGUUGUGUCAGACAUUACAGAAGAAUGACAUAGAUAUUUUGAAUGCUAUAAAUUUGGUUUAUACUACUAGACUAAAUCUUCAACAGAUCCGAGAUGAUAGAUGGGAAGGAUUUCUUUGGAGUGUGUUGAAGUUUUGUGAAAGCAAUGAUGUUGAGGUGCCAGACUUUGAUGAUUGCUACACACGAGGUACAAAACGUUCUUGCCAGCAGAAAAACAAUAUAACAAUCCAUGAUCACUAUCAUUUUGAAAUAUUUAAUGCAGUAAUAGAUUUUCAGUUGAUGGAAUUGAAUGAAAGAUUUCCAGAGGGCACAAUAGAACUUCUUACUCUCAGUAAUGCUUUGAGUCUCGUUGAUGGAUUCAAAUCAUUUUCUCUGUCUGACAUUUGUUCUCUUGUUGAUAAAUUUUACUACUAUGAUUUCAAUCUAGAAGAAAGAGGAGAUUUGGAGAGAGAAUUAGAUCAUUAUAAAUUUGAUAUACCGCGUCAUGCGCAGUUUCAGAAUCUUAAUUCUUUGCAUCAUUUGUGCCAAACAUUGGCCAGAACGACAAAGUCAGUUAUCUAUCCUUUGAUUGAUAGGUUGGUUCGAUUAGUUUUGACUCUUCCAGUUGUUAGGACCAAAAGUAGCUAG
This is a messenger RNA of Zingiber officinale, 1809 nucleotides long. Its product is annotated as zinc finger MYM-type protein 1-like. Bases 1 to 1809 code for a protein of 602 amino acids. Lineage: Eukaryota; Viridiplantae; Streptophyta; Magnoliopsida; Zingiberales; Zingiberaceae. The record is from RefSeq and is a predicted model, not a curated record. The transcript has 2 exons.